AUGGAAGCCACACAAGAGGAGGUCAAGACGUCCACGACGAAGAGGACUGAGACGUCACCGCAACCAGCCGCGCAAGAGGAGCUCCAAACGUUUGCAGAGCAGGAACAGAAGUCGAAGCGAUGGAAGGAGGCGCUCGCGCGUGCUGUGCAGACAAUUGCGGAGGACCGACGACGCCACUCCAUUGAUGUGGGCAAGUUCACGUCCUUCGCGGAAGUGGUCCAUGCUGCGGCGGCUUUUGACCGCGAUGGCCACAUUCGCAUGGACUUUGAGGAAGACGACGACAGAUACGACAUUUCGGAGCUUCAGGAGCAGGACAAGCGACGUGAGGACAAGUCUCUGCGCACCACGCGACAGAGCAGUCGGAUCGACUACAACGCGCCAAUUAUGACCAUCUGCAUCAUGAUCGUCGGCACCCACGGUGACGUCCAGCCCUUUGUCGCCAUCGCCAAGAGACUCAUCCAAGACGGCCACCGCGUGCGACUGGCCACUCACGCGGUAUACAGAGACGUCGUGAUGAGCCACGGCGUCGAGUUCUACCCACUAGCUGGAGACCCCAAGGAGCUGUCGGCGUAUAUGGUCAAGACAGGCGGCCACUUGAUACCUCUCAACCUGGAAGCCAUUCAGAAGGAUGUGCCGCGAAACAUGCAAAUGAUCGAGGAGAUUUUGUACUCGACGUGGCCAGCAGUGUCCGAAGCAGACCCGGAUGGUGGAGGCCCUGGAAUCCCCGGUAAACCCUUCCGAGCACAAGCAAUCAUCUCCAACCCCGUCACAUACGGUCACAUCCACGUGGCCGAACGUCUCGGCGUGCCGCUUCACAUUAUGUUCCCGCAGCCGUGGGUGCCCACGACGGCGUUCCCGCACCCGCUUUCCAACAUGCCGUAUACUGGCAAGCCCAAGAAGAAGAAUUACAUGUCCUACAAGAUGGUCGAUCUGCUCAUGUGGCAGGCGAUCGAAGGAAUGGUGAACGCGUUCCGCAGAGACAAGCUGCAGCUGCGCAGAAUUCGCAAGGGAGACGGCGGCCGUGAUAUCCUGCUGGACCUUGCGAUUCCCCAUGCUUUCAUGUGGAGCCCACAUCUGGUGCCGAAGCCAAAUGACUGGGGCAAGAUAUACGAUGUCAUUGGAACAGUUACGCUGGAUGGCCCAAGCUCCUCGUACACGCCGUCACCAGAGCUUAGUGCCUUCCUGGGAGACGAUGCUGGACCAAUUUUUGUGGGAUUCGGAUCGAUGGUUAUUCAAGAUCCGAAGGGCGUUACCAAGAUGAUCAUCGAAGCUGCAGGGCAGGCGGCUGUUCGUGUGUUGAUUCAGUCGAGUUGGAGUGAUAUGGCAGGAGAUCUGACGAUUCCCGACAAUAUUUUCUUUUUGGGAAACUGUCCGCACGACUGGCUUAUGCCUCGUGUGUCGGCCGUCGUGCACCACGGCGGUGCUGGCACUACAGCAGCAGGUCUACUUGCAGGUAAACCCACAUUUAUCGUACCGUUCUUCGGAGACCAGCCGUUCUGGGGUCGUGCUGUCUUUGACGCCGGCAUUGGUGUGGAGCCUUGCCCGAUUUCCCAGUUGACAAGUGAGAAACUUCGAGUUGCAUUUGAGGCGUUAGAGAGUCCGGAACUUCGUACUCGUGCGAUGACAUUGCGCGAUUUAAUGCGUCAUGAAGAUGGCGCAGGUGAAGCGGUGAGAAGUUUCUACCGCAACUUGCCUCUACAGCACAUGCGUUGUGACUUGGAUUGUGGGCGAGCUGCAACGAUGUGGAGCCAGAAGGAUAAAAUUCGUUUGUGCGAUGAGUGCGCGUUUGUGGUGACCUCGCGCCCUGAAAACUCAACGAAAGAUAUUGUAGAGUACACUUAUGUGGACUAUUCAGCUCGUGGCCCCGAAAACGUUUUAGAGGGCGCAGCGUCUGGAGUGGGAGCAUUCGCUCAUGUGUUCGGGUCGGGUUUCAAAGAUGUGAUUGUCCGGCCUGCGCAAGGAUACCGCGAAGAAGGUGCAAAGGGUGCAGUUAUCGGACUAGCAAAGGGCUUGGGUGGAUUGUUGAUCAGUCCGUUGUUGGGUACAGUGGUGUUUGCUGACCAUCUUGCUACUGGAGCGUACAAUAACGUUCGUGGGGGUGAAGACAAAAAGAAGGGCUCACUCAUUGGUGAUAAUAAGAAGUUGCUAAACGCAAUUGGCCUCAAGACUCGCAACAACGUUCACAAUGGCACGAUGAGUGCAGAUGAAGUGGUUGACGGCAAUGACUUGCUGUCCACACAAAUCGCUGUUCAGCUGACACCUGAAGAGAAGAGCAAGCUUGAAGACAGGUUCAACGCGCUUGUGAAAGAGCGCAAAUUGCACGGUCAAAAAUCGUUCAAACUCGCAAAGAGCAGUUUGUCACCAUCAACAUCCAUCGACAGCGCGGAGGAAGCUGCAACUGUUGUCGUAAAUGUUGAUGGAGCCACUUUCAACGGCAGCGACUCGUUCGAUAUUGCUUUUGGCGAUGGUGUGAAGGUUGGCGAGGCACUGCACGAAUACGAAGUUCAAGAGUUGGAGGCUGAGGCACGCAAGGAGGAAGAAGUCCAUAAGAAGCGUCUUGAGAGCCUGGACAGCAAUCCGCUGCCGACGAUGAACAUUUGCAUGAUGACAACCGGCACCUGGGAGGAAAGUGUCCAGCAGUACGUGGCAGUCGGAAUGCGGCUUAAAGCGGAUGGCCAUUGUGUGCGGAUCGCAACAAAUAGCGGUCACCGGGAGCGCAUUGUCGGUGCUGGCUUAGAUUUCUAUCCACUGGGAGGUAGUGCCAUCACAACUGGAAAUUUCUUGCAAUACCUACACCACCGAAGCCAGGACCAGCCUCGCCACAAAUCUCGACUGCUUAAUCUCGCUCAUCGCAAAUUGAAUCAGCGGCGCGAAUCGUUUCCCGAAGUGGACGACCUGCGCGAGCUCGUGUUUUCGUUGUGGCCAGCCUGUGUGGAUGUGGACCCUCUGGUGCCUGGGAAGACCUUCCGCGCAGACGCCAUCAUCGCACAUCCUUACUUGUUUGGACAAGCCAUCGUGGCUGAGCGCUUGGGUGUGCCUCUCCAUUGCAUGAGUAAUAAUCCACAGUCUCGCACUCAGGCAUUCCCUCACCUGGUUAGCUCGAACAUGAAGCUUCACCGCCCGUACCGAUACGCACCCACGAACGCAGCGUCGUACGAUGUCAUUGACAACGUGCUGUGGAACGGUAUGCGAGAUGUCUUAGACGACUUCCGGCAUUCUCUCGGGCUUACUGGCAAGAGCAUUUCAAACAACUUACUGGCUGAGUGGCGCAUCCCGCACACAUACCUGUGGAAUCCAGCAAUUCUCCCGAAGCCUCAUGAUUGGGGCAGCGAAAUUACAAUCGCUGGCUACGUCAAGUUGGAGGCGAGUGACGUCGACAAUACCGAUCUCUCUGCCAUCGAACAAGAGCUGAAGAGAUUCGCUAGCAGCUCUGCUCAUACACCGCUCAUUUAUUUUGGCUUCCAAUGUGGUGACUGGGACCCGCGUCGCGUGCAAGAUCUCCUGGGUACGCUCGAGAAGGCUGCCAAAAAAGCAAACGUCCGUGUUGUAUUCCAAGGUUACGAAAACAGCAACGAUGGUGCCGCGUUCUUUGUCGGUGGCACAGAUGUUGUGUUUGAGAUUGAUCAGCAUUUCCCAGUCAAGCGUAUUCUCCCGUAUGUACAUGCUGCCAUGCACUGGGGAGACCUGUCCAUCACGUCGACAUGUCUGGCAGCAGAGAAGCCUGCGUGUGUGGUCCCGCGUAAUAUCACUCAGCGAAUGUGGGGUCAGGCGUUAGUUCUGUCUGGAGCGGGCGUCGAACCUCUGGAACUGGAUGCACUGACGCCGUCAAACCUCAUCCAUGUGUUCCGCGUGCUUCUGGACACCAAGCUCACUCACUGCGCCAAGCGUCUUGCUCCGAAGUUCUCGUCGUCAACUGCAAUCGAGACGGCUGUAUCGGCCUUUUAUGGCAAUCUACCGCUAGAAGGCAUGCGUUGCGACCUGGAUCCAGCACGAAUUGCUCGCGUCUACGACUCGCUCCACGGAAUGAAGCUGUCGUAUGAGGCACGACUAGUCGUACACCAGGUCACGAAAGAUGCUGGCAGCGCGGGUGACCUCAAGUACAAGCCUCUGAAAUACUCGCAGCACCACCCGCCACGGUUUUCCUUACGAGAAUUGGAGCUGCUUCACCCGGCUUCGUCCAACAACCUCAAGAAGCAACCCAGAGCAAAAGUUCUGUACACAUACGACCCUGCCAGUGAAGAGCUGGCAGCGAGAGUGGACUACGAAAGGCGGUCAUUGACGUCCCCAUCCUCGUCCAAGGAGGCGAUUGUGUCCAAGAAGUUUGGAGGAGCUCCCUACAAGAAGCUCUUUCAUUUGUCCCGUGCGCAGUCCAUGGCGCCGAACGUGGUGGAGUUGCCAAAAUUCUGGAAUUCCCCCGAGGAGCAGGCUGAGAGCACUGUGAAAAUCAACGCUAAGUACGAAAAACUGCUGAUGGCUCGCAAAUUCGCUGAUGGUUCCUCGUCUUCGUCAGCAUCAUCAGUUGCACUUUAA
This is a messenger RNA of Phytophthora infestans T30-4, 4530 nucleotides long. RefSeq names its product sterol 3-beta-glucosyltransferase, putative. NCBI's taxonomy places the organism in Eukaryota, Oomycota, Peronosporomycetes, Peronosporales, Peronosporaceae. Gene Ontology annotation, biological process: carbohydrate metabolic process. The transcript is spliced from 2 exons. Gene Ontology annotation, molecular function: hexosyltransferase activity; UDP-glycosyltransferase activity. The record is from RefSeq and is a predicted model, not a curated record. The coding region runs from base 1 to 4530 and encodes 1509 amino acids.